CCGUGGCAAACAAAGAUGGCUUCAAAUAAAGUGGUGUAUCAUAUAAAAACAAGAGAUAAAGCGUAGAAAUCGUGACUGCAAGUGGAAAGUUUUAUUGAAGAAUGUUUAAAAAAUUAAAACAGAAGAUUGAAAGUGAAUCUGAAGGAGAACAAAGUCCAGUAUCACGAAAUGAAAGAUCAAAGAGACGUUCGAACGAGGUGCGAUCAAGAAUAUGAUUGUUUACAAUUUCAAAUUUAUAUUAUAACUGUGAAGGAUUUAUUGUCUUUGAUAAAUAUUGAGCUUUGCUUUAUCGAAGAUAUAUUUGUUUACUCUUUAUCAAGGGAACUUCCUCCCCUAAAAAGGCUGAAGAAUCGCCUGUGGUUUCUCCUGAAAAGCAAAGUGAAUUAACACCUGGUCGGUCUAGCAGUGUUGAACAGCCAAAUACAACCCCGACAUCUCAAUAUGUCAUUGCUCGUGUUCACCAGCUCCUUGAGGUAAACAUGGCUUAUAAACAAUAACAGUUUAGUCCUCCUUAUCUCAUUAAACUAUCAACGAUAUAAAUGCCCCCAGCCGGC
Messenger RNA from Paramuricea clavata, 554 nucleotides. NCBI's taxonomy places the organism in Eukaryota, Metazoa, Cnidaria, Anthozoa, Malacalcyonacea, Plexauridae. The record is from the annotation of a GenBank genome assembly.